Gekko japonicus is the source of this 369-nucleotide messenger RNA. Its product is annotated as myosin-9-like. The record is from RefSeq and is a predicted model, not a curated record. The transcript has 2 exons. NCBI's taxonomy places the organism in Eukaryota, Metazoa, Chordata, Lepidosauria, Squamata, Gekkonidae. The annotation marks the transcript as partial. Gene Ontology annotation, cellular component: myosin complex.
AUGCCUGACAGAGUGGAAGAAGAAUCAGCACAGAAGAAUGCCGUGCUGAAGUCACUGCGUGAGCUGCAGGCCCAGUUAGCAGAACUACAGGAGGAUCUGGAGUCUGAGAAGGCAGCCCGUGCCAAGGCUGAGAAGCAGCGGCGUGACCUGGGUGAGGAGCUGGAAGCGCUGAAGACCGAACUCGAGGACACCCUGGACUCGACCGCCGCGCAGCAAGAGCUACGGUCAAAGCGGGAGCAGGAAGUGACCGAGCUGAAGAAGACCAUAGAGGAGGAAGUCAAGACCCAUGAAGCGCAAGUGAUGGAAAUGCGCCAGCGUCACACAACUGCUCUUGAGGAGGUGUCAGAGCAGCUGGAGCAGUCACGUCGG